CGUCGUCGUCGCGAUCUGCGACGACGCGGAGUUUUAUUUCUAUCCAAAAUGGUACAACGAAUGUCACGUGCAGCUUCAUACGGUCAUCCUUCCAGCAGUUGUAGGUGAAGUCGAGGAUACUGGCAAGAGUUUUCGUUUCGUUCGUGAAUGGAAUAUCCUCGCACGAGGCAUCAUUUUCAAAUCAUCUGAUCACCAGCGCUUCCCGCGCGACCGUAUCGAAAUAAUAAAUAUCGAGAAUUCGAGAGUCGCCGCGGCGGGCACCAGAGUGCGUAGCCCCGUGUUGUCACCGCCGGUGUGCGCCGGUGUCACCGUCGCCGGUCUGUAGAAACGUCAAUGGCGCGAUCCGCGGGAGUUAAUCUAACCUCGAAAGGUUCUGCCAGGCCUACUACGCCUCUCGCGUAAAUGCCAUUGUAAAAGGAGAUAAGCACCGCUUUCAGACUGUCGACGACGCAGCAUGACCGUCUGGGAGAGGCUGCGUAAUCCAUGCGGCUGGCGCGCGGGCACCAAGCAGAUCUCCGUGGACGCGAUGCUACCGUUGCUGAUGGUGCCGAUCCUAGCGGUGAUCGCCGCCCAGGCCUUCCUCUGCACGGUCGUCGUGUUCCUGGUUACGCCGGUCCUCGUCUACUACCUGCACCACAACUUCCUCAGAUUUCUCCUGCGCACCAAGUUCUUCCUCAUGUGGACCAUCACCAGCGUGCUGAUGAUGAUGCUGGUGUUCGAGAUUAGCGUCGUGCCGCUGCUGGAGAUCCUGCCCGAGGAGAACUUUGUAUUCAUGGUGUUCGUGGUCGGUGGCAUGUGGUGUGGCUACAAGACCAAGCUGAACGCGGAUGCCUCGAUACAGGAGAACGCUGCUGGUGCCGUCGAAACGCAGAGCCUGGAACUGGGUGACGGCAGCGGCGAGCUCUGUGUCACGUGCAGGAGGAGGACACCACCCAAGGCUCAUCACUGCCGUUUGUGCCAAACUUGUGUACUUAACAGGGAAUAUCAUUGCAAAUGGCUGGAUUGCUGUGUAGGUUCUAGUAAUUUAAGAUGGUACGUCAGUUGUUUAUUCUUCUCCGCAGUUGCUUUUAUAUAUGGUUCCAACUUGACUAUGACUAGUGUCUGCCAUCCAUUCAUACUCAUCGGAACUGUACUCUUACCUGAUGACUGCAGUGACGUGUAUCAUCAAUUGGACAUCGCACUUUGCUUCGUCUCUGCUUUGUACAGCUUCUUCGUGGGACUAGUGCUCUUUUGUUAUCUUAUAUAUCACUUACGAUUGCUCUACAUCGGCACGACAUCAAACGAGCGACGAUUGGAUAUGAAAAAUCAGUACGAUUAUAGGAUGUUAAAUGUAUCUCAGCUGUUCUGCUAUAAAACUUAGGAUUGUUAUUUGUAAAGAUGUGCGAAUAAUUUGAAUCAAAACGAAUCAUAGUGGAUUCUCUCUCUUGAUUUGAUUUGUUUUCGAAUCUAAGCGAUUCAAAAUCGAUACUUUGUACAAAAAAUAUAAUAAAAUCAAAUUCGACAAACCAGAGAAAUAGGUAAGACUAAAAUAUUUGUCAUAGCGCUAAGUAUAAGGGGCUACGCAGAAUAAAAG
Messenger RNA from Cyphomyrmex costatus, 1573 nucleotides. It is a transcript of the gene GABPI, whose product is annotated as zinc finger DHHC-type palmitoyltransferase GABPI. The record is from RefSeq and is a predicted model, not a curated record. Gene Ontology annotation, molecular function: palmitoyltransferase activity. The transcript has 3 exons. Bases 455 to 1360 code for a protein of 301 amino acids. NCBI's taxonomy places the organism in Eukaryota, Metazoa, Arthropoda, Insecta, Hymenoptera, Formicidae.